AUGGAGUUAUGUGGACCUUGCAAAUUUCGAAAUACUGACAUAAAAGCUGUUCAGUUUUGUAAGACGUGCCAGGAGCCGCAGUGCAAAGAAUGUGCUGACGUUCACAGAAGUAGUAAAGCAACAAGGACCCAUUUGCUUAUUAUUAUCACAGACUUGAAUAAAGAUUUAAAGAUAUGUCAGGAUUUGGACAAAUUUCAGAGAUGCAGUGAUCAUUUUGAUAAACCGCUUGAUUUCUUUUGCGUGGACCACAGUCACUUAAUGUGUAGCACAUGCUUGCUGCUCGCACAAAAGUCUGGUUGUAAAUCCAUUAUUGAUAUAACAACUGCUAGAGAAUUUCUCGUCGAUCAAUAUCAUCCUCAAAUAGAACGGGACUUAGAUAAUGUCAUUGACAGGUGCAAACGUAAUGAAUCUAAAAUUGUAGAUGCAAAAAUAUCCUGUAUAGAUAGAGAAACAGAUCUGACUAAAUAUUUAGUUCGUACUAAAAUCAAGAUCAUUGAAAUAUUUGAGAAGUACGAAAAACGGGUUAAAAUGGAACUUUCUAAAAUGGUUGAACAACAAAUUUCAGCAUUAGAUGAACUUGAAAAGAAAUCAACAGAGACACGCAAGACAGCCGAGAAUAAUAAAGAGAUGCUCAAAACAGUAAUACAAAGUGGCUCUGGUGCUGAUUUUUUCCGGUGUGCACUAUCUAUUACGGAACAACUUGACGAAUUAAAUUCCAGUUCCAGCAGUACAAUUACAAAUAUCAAGAAACAGUCUUUGCUAAUAGCUCCAACAUUAAACUCUUUUAUUGAAGAUCGGGUACCACUCUUAAAAUGUGACACUGAAGAAAACAUUUUAGCUAUUCAUGCUCAACAAAAACUGGAAACAGGCAGAAGUACAUUUCUUGACAGUAUAAAACACUUGGUUGUUCCAAACGAAAAUGAAACUGGAAGCAAUGAAAUAUUGAAAGCUACAGUGCCGCAUGGCAUUUCUGAUGGUAACCCAGAUAAUGCUGCCAAAAGCGUUGGAAUAACCAGUCACUCAACAUCUGUUGUAACUGCAGAGAAAAUAGACAUAUUUGAUAACAACUCAUAUAAAGGAGACAUUGACAAUGAAGUAACCAACAAAUCGACAUCACACAGCCCGGAUAGUACGACGACCAACCAAUCCACAUCACACAGCCCGGAGAGUACGAAAACCAACCAAUCGACAUCACGUAGCCCGGCGAGUACUAAGACAUCAGACACUAUGAUUAAACAGGGAUUAUUAAGUAGCAACAGCGCUUGUAAUAUCCAGGUGAUACUACCGGUGUCUUAUGUUACUAUACCAACACCUGACGGGAAGCAACCUGUCGCAGAAGGUGUGGCUACUUUGCACGAUGGACGUCUGGUACUGUCAGAUAUUAAAGGAUCAAGACUUAUAAUUCUGAAUGAAAAUUUUACUUACAACAAUCAAUUUGUUUUAAGCAAGCAACCUGGUAACGUGUCAGUCUUAGAUGAUUCUUGUAUUGCAGUUUGUUUACAAUCCACAUUCAAAGUAGCUCUAAUUUCAACCGAGAACGAAUUCAAGUGGGUAAAAAGUAUUCAAACAAGGUAUCACCCAAAAGGAAUUUGUACUAUUGACAACAAUAGUCUGCUUGUUUCUAUGCGCGAUGGCACCGGAUCUUGGUACAUGAGUGUUUAUUCUAGGGAAGGAAAAGUACUGCGGGAAAUCAAAAUGAUAUCGCCCAAGUUUGAUGCCUUUCAUAUUGCAUCUUUCAGUCCAAAAGAAUCGGAAUCAGAAAGAUAUUUUCUUCAGUGUUGCAAGAAGUCAAACUCCCUGCAUUGUUUCACAGCAAAUGGAAAAGAAGUAUACAAAUACAGUAUCAUGUCUCCCAAUGGCGUUUACGUUGAUACUGACAGUAACGUUUAUGUUUUGGAGUCCUACGGCAUUCUUCAUAUUCUCUCAAAGUAUGGACAUCUCAUUAAUAAAACAAACCUAUAUUUUUCGACGGAUAUAAACGGAAUAUCAUGUAACACAAAACUGAACAGAUUUGUAGUUACCCGAAACAGUGGCAGGUCUAUUUGUGCUCUUAAUAUUACUCGAAAAUAA
Molecule: messenger RNA, 2070 nt
Organism: Mercenaria mercenaria
Lineage: Eukaryota; Metazoa; Mollusca; Bivalvia; Venerida; Veneridae
Exons: 1
Coding region: 1-2070 (689 amino acids)
Source: RefSeq, a predicted model, not a curated record